AUAUUGAUUGAUAAAAAGGAAAAUAAAAAAUUCAAAGUGAACUGAAUAGUUCAUUGAAAGCAUGAAAGAUGGCGUUAUGAAAAUAUUGAUUUAAAACUUGUUCAUUCAUUUACAGGAAAAAAGUUCAGAUCAAACUGGUCUCUUCUUGUGUCCACAAAAAAAAUAAAAUACAUGAAAAGUAAAUAGGUCUGAUCAACCAUAAUGGUUGAUGACGACGAAAACGAGUAUUGGUAGAUGUUUUUGAGAAAAAACAACAACAAUGUCAAUCUUUGCAAAGGCAACAUUCAUACCAUCAUUAGCAUAUAACCUCAUUAGGAAUCGUUGGUCAUCAUGGAAUUGGUUCGAUCGUAUAGAUAAUCGGGUCAUUCUUGGUGCAUUACCAUUUCACGGUGCAGUUACUAACCAGCUAUAUAAUGGUGAAAAUGUACGUGCAGUUAUAUCGAUGAAUGAAAAUUUCGAAUUAUUAUUUGCCGUCACCAAUCAUUAUGAAUGGCGAUUAUUGAAUGUUCGAUAUCUUCAAUUAAAUACAGCCGAUAUAUUUCAUGCACCAACAUUGAAACAAUUGAUUGAUGGUGUUGAAUUCAUCAUGAUGGCUAAUGAUAUCAACAUUGAUAAAACGAAAUUGAAAUCUGAAUCUUUUCAAGAACAGAAAUCGAUUCAAAAAAUUCUUUACAAUCAUAAACCAUUACUUGUGAAUUGGCCAAUCAAAAACAAUAAACGAAUUAUCGAUGUAAUCGAUAAUAAUGAUGUUACCAAUAUUCCUCCAACCACUUAUAUACAUUGUAAGGCUGGUCGUACGCGAAGUGCAACAUUAGUUGCCUGUUAUCUCAUAAAACAAUAUAAUCAAACACCAGCCGAAGCUGUGAAAGAAUUACGAAAAUUUCGUCAUCAAAUUCUAUUGCAUCGGAAACAGAUGCAAGCAUUGGAUCAAUUCUAUGCAUAUCUUUUAGACAUGAAAAAACAAAGUUGCUUUUGUUGACAUCAUAUGAUUUUUGUGUUUUAUUAUAAGAUGUAAAUUAUAAUUUUUUUAAAAAAAUUAAUAAAUUAUUUAAGUAGA
This is a messenger RNA of Dermatophagoides farinae (American house dust mite), 1057 nucleotides long. Its product is annotated as phosphatidylglycerophosphatase and protein-tyrosine phosphatase 1. Gene Ontology annotation, molecular function: phosphatidylglycerophosphatase activity; phosphatidylinositol-4,5-bisphosphate 5-phosphatase activity; phosphoprotein phosphatase activity. The record is from RefSeq and is a predicted model, not a curated record. Gene Ontology annotation, biological process: protein dephosphorylation. NCBI's taxonomy places the organism in Eukaryota, Metazoa, Arthropoda, Arachnida, Sarcoptiformes, Pyroglyphidae.